CUCACUUCACCUGUACUGCGCAUUCCUUGAGAGUGUGACACUGUCACAUGCACGGCUUAUGCACUCUGGUGCUCCCAGCAGGCUGACUGCACUCUGUCACAGCACCAUUCCAACACCUGAAUAUUUUGUAGAGCUCCAAGUGUUUGAGAAGCUACUAGGUGUAACUGCAGCCAGAUUCUACACGGAACAUACCUCUGAGUCAGUUCAGAGUCCCUUAUAGAUGCUGGGUGUGAAAAACUCAGUGUAUGCCAACUUGAACCAAAUUUCUGCAAUGAAAGAAUAAAAUCAUUUCUUGCACAUUAUAAUAUAGCAAAACAACUCUUGAAGUCAAGACCAUUCAACCCUCCUGUGGAAUCAUGUUCCUUUUUCUACUUGCCUUACUUCCCUCUGCUCUAAGUCAAACUGCAGCAACUGCCAAUGCCAAUAAGAAUGCAACAGAGAGAAGAGAGAUGAGCAGACAGCCAGUCAGCACACCUCUGACAUCCACUGAUGGCACCAUGUUACCUUCAACGUUCACUGCGGCACCAAGAGAUGGAAGAAAUAGCUCUGCCCCAAACUUGAAAAGAAUCUUGAUAUCCUCAGCAACACUUACAACACCAGGUGACUUCUCUACAACAGCCAAAGAUGCUGCUUCUGUUUCUGCUGACGUGCCAUUCACAGCAACACUGAGCAGCUCUGCACCCACAGUGAGCACCCAUCAGGCAGCAGCACUCCCCAGUGACAGCCCUUCCACCAUCCCCACUACGAUCCCCGCAGGCAGUGCUCUGACAUCCCCCACAAUGAUGCAGGACAGUCCCACACCAGACCUCAACACCAUUCAGCAGACAGCAGACUUGAAGCAUAGUUUUACCAACACUUCUCCUGUACUGCCUAAGGAAGAAGAUACCAAUAAAGGCAAAACCAGCAAAACAGGAGUAAUAGUUGGUAUCACCGUAGGAGUUUUGGGAUCUAUAUUAAUUGGUCUGAUGGGAUGUUUUCUGUGCGAUAAGGAAAGAUCUGAAUCAUUUUCCCACAGAAGGCUUUAUGAUACAAGAAACGAUCCAGUUUUCCACUUAGAUAACUCGCUUGGACCAUAUGAAACCAGUUUUGGGACUGCUCCUGAUGGUGAAUGCAGCACGGCAGAUAAUGCAGAGUGCCCACAUGAUAGCAUCCCUAUGGAUGACGUGACGCCAUCUGACCCUGAUCUGUGAAUUUUGCUUUGGAUUAUGUUCCCACUUGCUGUCACAAGAUGCAUUGACACAUAAGGGGCAGGGCCCAGGACCAGAGCAGCGCUCUUCUGAUUUGAAAUGAGAUGAUCAAUGUCUAGUUUUCACAGGAGAGUUUUAGACUUGCUUUCUUAGGAAUAAUAUAGAGAAAUAACACAUGGGUAAAAUUCCUCUUUGUGUAACCUUGGGCAUGAAUGUGGACAUUGUAACAGCACAAUCUCUGACUAGGAUUGCAAUAUUAUGUUAGCAUCAGUACAACCUUUUCCCCAACACUUUCAUGACCUUGAGGUGAAACUAUUCUGUCCAAAUAUCAUUUCUGUCUGAUUAAUGACUCAGGACAUUAUUUUUCCCAGUCUACAUUUGUAUCUUCCACAGAGAAUAACACAAAAAGAAUUAGUUUCACUUGGAUUACCCAGAGGUUGAAGUCUGUUGGAGUGAAUGGCAUUACUGAGUAACAUGAACUAAAAGUAACCUUUGACUGUGAUGACACAGUGAAAAACAUGAUCAAAGGGAAAAACAAAGGACAAGCCUCUAUCCAUCUGUCAAACUGAUUAGUUGUUUGCAUUACAGGCAUGAUCUGCAGAAACUAUUCAACACUUUUUGUAAAGGUUAGACAGAAGAAAUAAUUGUCUCAAUAUGAAAGGAAUUAGCACUGCCAUGCAUACAGAUAUCCUAAAAAGCAUGUGCUGUGUCCAGCUAAUGAGUAAAAAUAUGGCAAUAAAAUGCAAAUAACUGCAGUUUAUCUGUUCGCAGUCUACAGAAAGGUCUAUGUAGAAAGAAAGAAAAUGAAAACAGAUGUAGCUGUAGAGGUAUAGACAUAAUAAAAGACAAAACAAAUAGAAUUAAGUGCACAGAAAAUAGCUACUCGCAUUGAAUAUAUGCAUGAUAUUAUGAUGUUAGAAUACCCUAUUUAUUGUUGAGACUGCAAUCAUGCUGGUGGAACAAUCUCACUAACUCACUGUAAAGGCUGCAAUGCAUAUAUAAAUUAUAAGCAUGCACACACCACAAAGAGAAACAGUGGUGGUGACACAGAAGAAGAAUAGGGCACAUAUCUAUUUUAAAGUAGUUGAAAGAGUAUAGAAUCGAAUGGCUAACGUGUAGUUUUGCCAUUCCUAUAGGGAUCAAUAACAAAACCUCGUCUGAACCACUGUUCUUUCCAGCAGUAUAGAACCACAGUACCAAUUGCAAAUGUAAUGUAAUUGCAAGGCUACAACAGGAAGAGCAGGAGCCAAUGAAGAAAUAUCAAGUAUGGCUUGGGUUGGAAGGGACCCCAAGGAUGCCCAUCAGUUCUGUUAAUGUUUAACAAUCUAGUUAUGUGUUCUGUGUGCACGUGCAUAUGGCUUAUGCUAUCCUAGUAUGCCUUUUAGGUUUCUAUAUUGUUAUUAGGUUUUACCAGGCCAGCAUCUAAAAUCUGUAACAUGUCUGACGCUUCAUUGUAAAUAGAAUGAUUAUUGCUUAUUCUUCUUACAUUUUGUGUAAAUAACGAUAUGUUGUGGCAUUUGAAUGUUUAGAAUUGUAAUAGCUGGCUUCAUUUCAGACAUAUGUAUGUAUGUGAUCUGAUGUCAUUAUUUCAGGGUUUGCACAUACCUAAACAUAGACACAUGCUUAUGUUGGUGAAAUUAAUUAUCUCCUGUUCCAAUUAUUUUUCUAAUAAAUCUUUUCUACUUUCCAGCAGCAAAAUACUAUUAGCCUCAGUGAAAACUAAUCUCAUUAAAUGCUUCAUGCUGGAAUCAUCGCAUCUGUCUUGUGUGGCAGCAUUAUAUCGACCUUCUAAAAGAAAAAACUGUUACUGGUAAUUUCUGUUCAACAUAGCCACCCUGCUUCACUCCCCGUGAUUUUAUGAUGUUGGAAUGAAUGUGUUAUUUCAACUGUGAAUUUGAAUAUGAAUAGUUAAAUUGCUGUAAACAUCUAUAAUCAAAUCUUUGUUAUCCUCUAAUUAAGCUCUGCAAAGAAUUCUCAUUCACUCCAUAAGAAUUCUCUACAUGGGCUCUGAUCACCUGAUCUAGCUGUAGCUCUGUUCAUUGCAGGGCAGUUGGACUAGAUGACCUUUAAAGGUCUCUUCCAACCCUAAGGAUUCUGUGACUCCAUGAAGUGAUCCCAUAUGUUUGCCUGCAUGGCAUAAAACUCAGGCUUAAGGACACUUGGGGCACUAAAGAUAGUCAUUACAUUAGCAAUAAUAGGUAUUAUUUUCAACCACUGCUAGCACGGUAAUUGAAGUGGAUGAAAACAGGAAAAAAAAGAAGUGUUUAUGCAAUAAAAACUUAAUCCUUCUGUAAUUUUCAUUAUUAACUAUAACCUCAUAAUCCAGUAAUCCCCAAAAAGGGUCAGGUCAAUUAAAAAACAAUAUUAAAACGUACUUACCCCAGAUUGCCAUGAAAAUUGCAAAGAAGACAGUCCCUCCAUUAUCAAACAAAUGUGUAACCUGAACAGAAAAUAAAUAUAUCAGUAACAAACAAUAUUGCCACCUUCAUUUCCACACCAAACACAGAGUACAUCACUGAUGGCAGAAAUUAAAAGCCAAGCAUUCCAGUAAGAAGUCCUGUUUGAGUGCUUCUUUUAUGAACAUUUGUCCCAUCCCAUUUUUGCCUUGUUUUCCUUGACUAUCACUUGGAGAAUCUCCAGAUUGCUUGCUUCACAGACAGUAAGCUGGAGAUGCUCUGUGACCAGACAGGCUUAAAAUUCUUCCUAUGUAUAUUACUUAGUUAAUAUCUCUUAAUUUCAUUUUCUACUUCUCCCAAGCUAUCCCACAAUUUCUCUGCAGGCAACAAUAAAAUUCCUUUACAUACAGACACCUCAACAAAUCUUCCUUGUUAAAAGGCUAGUGCCUUUUAACAUGCAAUAAAUUCUAAGUAACCAACUCUGAAAUGUAAAUCUAAACCAUGUAUUUCAUUUCCCUUUAUAAAUGCUCUACUUCUGAUCCUAUGAUUUAUCCCUUAUCUCACUCUUUUUUAUAAGCUCUUUGGGGCAGAAUGUGAAUUCUGCUGUAAGGUCCAAAGAUUACCAGUAGAAAAUAAGGAAUAAUUAGUUUUUGCAAACCUGUGGAUCACCCUAGGAUUCUCUCUUCUGCAUAGAUUAGAACUUGUACUACAAAAACCCAACCAUAAUAAGAAAUGGUAUUUAGGAAGUUGAAGUUUAGAUCAAUGCUCUUUAAAUCAGUGCCAGGUUGCCAGUUGACAGCAAUAUACAGGAAUAGCGGUCCUAUGUUUCUUCUUAUGAAAGGUGGUUAAGAUGCUGCUGAGCAUUAGGAAGAAAAGUAUAGUCUUCAAAUUCAUGUUUUGGAGAAAGGGAUAGAUGAGGGGGAAAAAAAGCACAAAACAUUACAAGAUAACACAAACUAACUUGUAACAAGGCAUAUGCUAGGAAGAGAAAUUGAAGAGAAAGAAGAAGCGUGGUGAAUAGUUUUUAUGUAUAUUCUCAUUAUUUCCCUCUUUCUGAAAAAUAAUGGGUAAGCAGGAUCAUUUGGUAGAAAACAUGUAACUGGCUCUGCUUUUAGCUCUGUCUUGAGAUAGAUCACUUGGGCUACAACCAUUCAGCACCACACUUAGGAUGCUGGUCAGUCAGCACACCUGGCUGAUACUAUCACUAUGCUUUCCCACACUUCAUAUCCACUUCAAAUCAAUAUCCUACCAGUGAGCUCCAGUGCAAGGUGCUCUGGAAACAGAACCAGCCCAGGAGCCACCAUGCACCAUUCUGAUCAUCUCUGCUAAUCAUAGCAAUCAAGUGGGCAAUGAUGACAGCUCGGGCAUUCAGCAAUUCAGAUUGCAACUCAGGUAUUACGUGCUUUUCCCUUAAAUUAUAAGCUUUACAGUAUUGGAGCAUUUUUAAACAGACAUGGAAAAAAAGAGGGAAGUGACAAAAGAAAUGGGCAGGAGCAAGAAGGAAAAAUGCAGCUUUUGUGUAUUGUUUGCCAGUCUGGCAAGAGACCACAGAGAAAGCAUCUGAAGUACAUAAUUUUCCUGCAUUACUUUGUUUUCUCUGAAGUACUCCCCUAAAGGGAAGCUUGGGAAAUGUAAGAAAGGAAUGUUUAAUGAAAGAAGCCCUGACAGCAAUUUUAAUAAGAAGAAACAUGAGCCCAAGUCUUUCAUAUAAAUGAGGCAGGUCCCAUGACAUAAGCAGGCUUGGGGAGGUAAAAUUCACUUUUCUUAAUAAACUUAAUUCUAGCAUGCUUAUAUACAAUGAGUUGUUCCAAACAACAGAAUAAAUAUUAGAAUUCUUAUUCCAGAAUAAGAGUGUUUCCCUGAAAUGAAACAAUAAGAACCUCCUUUGAAGAUCAUUCCUUGUACAUGAAGCAAGUUAGGAAAAAAGUUCCAUUUUGAUAUCAAGUUAUAGCAGUAUGUAAAAGCCGAGCACAAUUUAGCCUUAAAUAUAACCCCAAGUGCGUGGGGAUAGGACUAGGGGUAAUGGGAUGAAAGUACAGCAUAGGAAAUUCCGCACGAAUGUGCGGA
Coturnix japonica (Japanese quail) is the source of this 5650-nucleotide messenger RNA. The record is from RefSeq and is a predicted model, not a curated record. Lineage: Eukaryota; Metazoa; Chordata; Aves; Galliformes; Phasianidae.